Messenger RNA from Volvox carteri f. nagariensis, 4213 nucleotides. It is a transcript of the gene spl7, whose product is annotated as splicing factor like protein. The transcript is spliced from 7 exons. Gene Ontology annotation, molecular function: RNA binding. Lineage: Eukaryota; Viridiplantae; Chlorophyta; Chlorophyceae; Chlamydomonadales; Volvocaceae. The record is from RefSeq and is a predicted model, not a curated record. Gene Ontology annotation, cellular component: ribonucleoprotein complex. The coding region runs from base 55 to 1791 and encodes 578 amino acids.
CUAGUCCCGUCUCCUUGCUGUAAUUGGCGGCUGUUUGACCUGGCUUCAGCUUACAUGUCGCCGCCGUUAGCAGGUAGCAGGACAAUGGCGGAGGAGCCUGCUAACGAGCACGGCUUUACUGAGGUUUCUGAGCAGCAGCCACCGCCGCAGCCUAAGUCCUCUGUGCUUCGACUGCGUGGGCUCCCAUUCUCGGCUGGAGAGGAGGAUGUUCGCCAUUUCUUCUCGGGAUUUAACGUAGCUCAGGUCGUCAUCGGCAAGCGCGCAGGUCGUUCUACUGGCGAGGGCUACGUGCAACUUGACUCCACGUCUGCAGCAGCGGAGGCAAUUAUGAAGCUGCACCGGCAGACUUUGGGCCACCGAUAUAUCGAGGUCUUCGAGUCCACAGAGGCCGACCUUGCCACAGCAAAAUCACUAAGCGUGGACCGUAUGCGCGGCUUCGUUGUGCGCUGUCGCGGACUCCCUUACACGGCAACCGCUCAAGAUGUGCUGAACUUUUUCGGCUCAGACGCGCCGGUCGUCCGUGGGAUUGAAGGUGUUGUAUUUACAUAUGCUCCUGACGGUCGCCCGACUGGCGAAGCCUUUGUGGAGUUUCAGACUGAGGAUGCGCAGCGCGAAGCGCUUAAGAAGCACAAGGAAAGCAUGGGCGCGCGCUACAUUGAACUCUUUGUCAGCACAAAAGUAGAUAUGAUCCAGGCGAUUCAGCAGAACCGCCUGAUUCUUGGCUACUCCAACCGCAAGCGCUGGCUGCAGCAGCAGGGUAUCAAUCUCGCACCGGGUCCUGCCCCUGGUCACAUGCAUCCUCACAUGCAGCCACAGCACCAGAAUCAUUACGGGCCCCAGCAGCACCAUGGCCCGCGCAGGCACCCGCAGUACGGGCAGGUGGAGGAGGUGACGGAGAUGAUGUCGGGUGCGUUCCCCUCGACAGCUAUGGCGGGGAGGCGCGGUCGCGGAGGCUUCAACAUGGGGGGCAUGGGCGGGCAUGCUGUUCAGGUGAUCGGUCCUGGUGGCCAGAUGCUUCCGUCGGGAACGUACCAACUGGAGGUCCCCCGUGAAGGCGGCGGCAAGCAGCAGCAGCAACAACAGCAGCAACAGCAGCAGCGGUUCGGCUUUCCGGGCCGAGGUGGUGGCCGGGGCGGUGCGCGGGGCCCUGGACCAGCCGCAUUCCCGGGUCGCGGCCCUGCUGGUGGCAUGGUCAUGGGUGGUCGCGGUAUGCAGCAGUUCGGCCCAGCACGCCCGCCACCGCAGGUUAUGGCGAUGGCGCCCAUGCCCCCAGCCGCGCGCCAGACUGCGCAAGUUGUGCCCGUGGCUGCGGCCGCGGGGGCGGGUAACGGUGGUCAAACGGUGAUUAUGCAGGAGGUGCCACAACAGGCUGGCGCGCAGUACAUACAGUACGAGCAGCAGCAAUGGGGCCAGCAAGUCAUUGUGCAGCAGCCGCAGCAGCAGGGUGCUACUCAGCAGCAGUCGCCGUUAUACACUACUGGCGCUAGCUCGCAGCAAGGCACAGCUAUUCAGGGAGUUGCGCCCGGCACUUACACUCUAACCACUAGUGUUAUUCAAGUGCCGUCGGGUGCGGGGGGUGGCGCUGGCGGCUAUUCGGACUACCAGCAGCAAGUACAUUCGCUGCAGGGACUAGACGGUUCGGCCGGGACUGGCGGUCUGCAGGCAGCCGACAUGGGGUCCACGCUAAUGGCUGGGAUGCCGGGGCCAGGCCUGGGAGGUGGCGGGAUGCUCCAUAAUCACCAUCAUCACAUUAGUCGCUACGAUGGUCAUGCGCGUGGCCCUGGCCUCUAAACCCGGCAGUGCGACAGCUGCUGUGUCGCGUUGCGCUGGUGCUGAUCUCUUCAUGGCGAGCUGUUUUUGCCAACAACGGGGCGCAUGUAAUUACAUAAGGGCGCAACGACGUGUUGGCCUGGCCUACCAUGAACGGGAUUCAGCGCCUCUGAUCGCCACGUGCUGGACCUUCACGUGAAUUAUCCGGUGGCUUCACGUGCCAUGCGAUGGACCGAUGUUGUGGCAGUGGUGGUGGUGUAAGGUAGGGCAGUGUGAGGUGCUAAAUGUGACAAAUGGUGCACAAUGAUUGGCAUCAGGCUGGGGGACCCGCUGAUGGUAAGCAUUUGAGCCCACGGAUGGAAUGAAAUAUUGUGUGGUCGGUCGUCUAUCAGACCACCCGCAGCACAGGUGGAAAGCUCUACAGGUUUGGCCCAGAGGAGAUUUCAUGGCUAUGGCAGGCGAUGCGGCGGUGGCAUCGGACGGGAUGUGACCCCGGUAGAGCGCCAGGUGGCGGCCGUCGGCGCCCUUCACAAUCCUUUCCACACUCGUGCUGCUGGGUAAUGGAUGAUGACCUGUGGCUUUGCUUUAUUACGGCUUUCUUGCACGGGCCGGAUGUUGCCCGCGUUGCUGAUUGGCCCGCUUGCCUGAUUGGCAACGCGCUCCCGGCACGAGGUGAGUAAAGCUGUCAGGGUGGUCUGCACUCUCUGCAGUUUCUCCGGAAGGCCCAUGGCUAGGCAACGUAAUGACUUGUGAGAGAUCUUUCGGUUUUGGUGUGUUCUGUCCGUCUGCUUCUGUGCACACCGUCGUCCGGUGAUUCGCGUGCUCGGUCUACUCUCUAGCAUGUGGCUAACCAACAGACGGCUCUCUUAAAUCGUAGCGCGCUGCGGAUGGGAUUCCCAAAUGGUAGUCAUCUCCCAGUCAGCAGUUCAUGCGGAUAUCAAGAUGCGAUGGGUUGCUUAAUAGUGUGAUACCUCAAGGAGAUGAGUGGAGCAUUGCUCUUGGAAUUUAAGCACAUAGAGGCUUUGACUUGAACGAGGUGUUGUCAUUUGGCGGGCGAAAUAAUGGCGGAAAUGCCUUGUCUGACGUUUUGCUAACGGGAAUGGCUGGUGGAAAUGUUGGGUGAUGCUUUCGAUCAAUCCGGCAUCUUGUGUUUGGGAAUUAGGCCGUCUCAGAAGCCAUUAUAUUCUAUUGGAGAGGUUAUGCUCCAGGAGCAUGGCCGAGGCUGUUGGCUACGUACGUUUUUGCUGUUGCUGCUAUCCGCGGCUACUUUGCAAGUAUAAGAUGUGGGCCCAGAGGCGGCGGUGGAUGACUGGCUUUAGGUUUGCUUAGGACGUGCCAUGCCAAAGGUAGUAGGUGGGGUUCGCCGUUUGUAUGAUCCUUGUAUAAAAUCAGGGAGUUUGAAGACUUAUUGUGGCAGCUGCUUGGGGUGAAAACCAUGGUCAUCGCACAUUUAGGUAGCUCCAUCCGCAUUCUUGACCCUGGCGCAAAGACGUAUACCGCCGCGUUCGGCAGGACAAAUCACAUACGUGGCGGGGAUAAGUUACGUUUUGAUGGGUUAUGGUAUGCAGUCGCGUUCACGAAAGUACGGUGUUAUGUGUCUUUUCUGCUGUGCAAAUGGAUUACUUCAGCUGCUGGGCAAUCGCUGCUUUUUUUUAUUGAAUCUCACCCCCACCGGUCAAUUUCAUGUGGCCCCGUCUGUCGCAAUGAAGGUUUUCCAAGGUAAAGUUUGGUUAUGCGCACGCCCACCUUGCCAAGCGCGUGGAUGUCCUCCGAGGCGCUUCGCGUGCGGUGGGAUUACCUAGCCUGGCAGAGUCGAGAUUAAGAGCGCGCGCCUUCACUGCAUGCUUAGAUGCAUAGCACGUAACGCGGCGCUGCUGAUACCGGGUUGGCGUCGAUUAAGGGCGCAGCACAAUGUCAAUGCGUGCAUGCCCACGGUCGUACUACUUCUGGUGUGGCGAGUCCUCAUUUCCCUGCGAAAUGUGCAGGCCGGGCCAGGGGCAGACGUGCAGGCCGCCGGUUAGAGGACAGGCCAAUAGGAAUCUGCAACUUAUCUUGAAAGGUUAGUGUGUCCAAGGAACCUAUGAUAGCGAUAUUUUCGGUUAUGUGAUGGCAGAGGUAGACAUGAUCUGGUACACAGACGAGACCCUGCUUCGAGGCUCCUGGCGAAAAUAUUCCGAGCGCACGACGCGCGUGUCUGCAUGCAUGCGUGCUUAUGCUGUCGGUUGCACACUCCUCGGCUUAGCUGCGGGUGGCAUUGUGCGUUGGAGAAUGAGGUGGACCGUGUUGCACGGACGGCUGCGGACCCAAAUCAUGGGACACAACCGAGCGCUCUCAGGGGAUUGGACACCUCUGCUUUUGCAUGCAGUCUCCAUGUUAUAUAACACUUACAGGCAACACAGAUGCAGCUGCAUAAGAGGGAGAGUGUGUAACUUAAGCCGCUUAC